Messenger RNA from Frankliniella occidentalis (western flower thrips), 1789 nucleotides. RefSeq lists its product as uncharacterized. The transcript is spliced from 9 exons. Bases 1 to 1656 code for a protein of 551 amino acids. The record is from RefSeq and is a predicted model, not a curated record. Lineage: Eukaryota; Metazoa; Arthropoda; Insecta; Thysanoptera; Thripidae.
AUGAGUAGCCGAAGCAGCAAACUACUGCAGCUCGCGCUGCAAAAGAACAUACCUGAUAAUAAUAGUGAGCGUGUAACAGCAGAUGAUUCAGUAGCAGAGAGCCCUUGUCCUCCAAUUCACGAGGAAUCUUAUAAGACUUUCAAGACCAAUCUUGCGAAUCACAACAUAAAGAAAACAAAUCUAAAAAGUUUUAUUGGUUGUUCAACAGAUGGAGGUAAACCUGGAGGGGGGUCUGAUCUUACAACCAAACGUGAAGAUGUCAAGAAGAAGAGGACUGGUAGUAGCUCUAACAAAGGUGAUCUUAAUGAAAGACAGAGUCCUAAGGCCAAGCGACAACUCUUUAAAGGAAGUUCUCCUGCUACUAAACCAAGUUCAGCAUCCGUUCCCCUCAAUGAGGUACCACUUAAUUCUUCCUUGAAUUUGAUACAAUCAGCAUACGGUUGUUCGUCUGAUGAUGAGACUGGAGAGACUAUACCUGAUACAGCUUCUGCUGCUAACAGUGGUGUAACAAUUGAUGAUGAAGUGAGUUCUGAUGCAGUUGUCUCACCUACAGCAACAUCAAGUGUUGCCCCAAAUUUUGUCUCCCCUAUACUGAGAGAUGAUGGUGGCCAAGUCUCUUUUGAUGGACCUCUUACUAUUUUGGUUCAUUCCACUCCAAUAGAUGCUGUACCUGAAGGAGGAACAGUUCUCUAUGAUGAGCCACUUUCUCCAAGUGGUGAAACCUCAACUAUUAUAUUGGGUUCACCUGGCCAGCUUGAUGUUCAUGGAGAAAGUAUUUUUAUUUCUGACCCUCUCCUGGAGACUCCACAUACUGAACCCAACAAUGAUACUGCUUCAAUGGAACUUCAAGGCACAGAUACAACAGAAGCAGAAGCAGAUACAACUGUCAACAACAAGCGUAGAAGUAGAAGCAGACAAGCAUCAUUGAAUAGUCCUUCAAGGAAAAGGAAAUGUGAUGAAAGUUUGUGGAAAAGAAAUGUGACCAAGGCAUUGAAGAAUUCUGGACAAGCGUACAUUUCCUCAGCUGGAAAAGAAAUGGAAGCUGCUAAAAUGAGAGGACCCUGUUCUUGUAGUUUGGAUUGCGUGCACCGUGUUACUCAAGAACAGAGGGAAAAUAUCUUUCAAACGUUUUGGAAACUAGGUCGACAUGACAGGCAGUGGGAUUUUAUCAGAGCUAAUUCAAAAUGUGCCAUUACUAAGCCUGCUAAAGCUGGCCAACCAUCAAAGCGCAAAGUUAGUCGUACUUUUCUUUUUACUAUUAAUGGCCAGCCAACUAAAGUCUGCAAGCAAAUGUUUAUGCGCACUCUGGGUAUAUGUGAUAGUUGGAUUGAAUCUGCGUACAAGAAAAUUAAUGCUGACAAGGGGUUUACUGUCUCUCCAGACAAAAGAGGGCGCCAUUCCAACAGAUUAGUCAAAAUGACUCCAGCUAAAAUAGAGAGUGUAAAACAACAUGUAAACCUAUUCCCAAGAGUUCCCUCCCACUACUGUCGGAAAAGAAGCAAACGAGAAUAUUUGGAACGGGGUCUCAGCAUCAACAAAAUGGCAAGGCUCUACACUGACUGGGCUGCUGAAAACAAUUUGCCGAAAGUGUCCAUUGCUAAUAAAAGACAAUACAGAGACAUUCUCAAUAGCAAUUUUAAUAUUGGUUUUUUUUAAACCAAAGAAAGAUCAGUGCAGUCUGUGUUGUCUAAUGAAAAAUAAUAAUCGAGAAAUACGUGAAGCAAGGAAAGAUGUAUGGGUGGCUCACUUAAACAACAAAAAGAAGUCUCGAGCUCUUAAAGAUAAAGAC